GUGUUUCCGUCAGACGUGAAGUAAGGAAAGUAACCUUCACGCUCCCCGCUCCAUCAGACGGGGAGCGUGAAGGUUGGAGAAGUAGUCCGAGGCAGUAGUGCCUGGCUUGAUCCCGGUCGUGGGUGGGAAUAUAUCGCUCUGGAACAUCUCCGCACGCCUAAGGACAAUGAAGGAGAUAGGUUGGAUGUAGGUAUCGUUGACAGUCUUGAGGCCACGAAGGACCUCGUUCUCGUGUAGGUUGAUGCUGCGCUUGGGUAGAAAGGCGAUGCCACGCUGAGGUUGGGGGGAUUUGUAUACUCAAACUUAUCGUUUUCGUACUCGUAGUAGCGAAUGUUACCGUCACUCUCGUUAUCAGUAAUCUACGAAGGUCAUUCAAGUCAUCGCAAUUACUCACCCCUUUCCAGCAAGGUACAAGCACUGCGUGCCCUCGUCCCAGAACGGCAUACACACACCGGAGAUGCUAUGCAGGAUGGUGAAUCCUUCGAUGGGCUCUCCCGGUUUGCGCGCGUCCCAGAGUGCCAAUUGACGAUCGCUCAUGCGAGAAAAUCCUGUAGUGGCGAUGCGGUCAUGUUCGCCCACUAUCUUAUAAGAACAUCCUGCAAUUUAUUUUUAUCAAUUGCAGGAUGUUAGUAAGAUAGUGGGCGAAUGGAAAGGGUGCGCAUCGCGAUAACAGCAAGCUCAAAAUAGCAACCCCUACAUUACAAGCUGAAAAUCCAUGCGCUGGGUUCGACAGGUGUUGUGGGCUCGACAGACGGAAAGGAUGCGUCGCGGAGAAUAUCGGUGUCACCGGAAGUCAACCAGGCUACUUUUCGUUGGUGGUGAGAUGGCCCCCCCGCAAGCGCAUGCAUCACUGUAACAACUAACAAGCAGGAGGUUGUCAGGGCCGUUGUGUUGGAGAGGCGUUCUAGUACGCCUUGUGAGGGUGGGUUCUCCUCACUCUGAAGGCACACCUUCCUUCUUCGGCGCUUCUACCUUUUUGUUCGGGUUGAACGUAGAAGGGGUGUACUCAAAGGCUGUCAAACUGGUUGUGGACGACACUACGAGUAGAGCGUCGUACAGAUCGCAUUUCUGAGCUGACACUGGAGAUGUACUAGACUAGGAUCCUUCCGACAGCUGCGCACGCGCCACCCAUCUAGGCUAGAAAUAGUAUGGGCAUGGGUCCCUC
Messenger RNA from Marchantia polymorpha subsp. ruderalis, 1165 nucleotides. Lineage: Eukaryota; Viridiplantae; Streptophyta; Marchantiopsida; Marchantiales; Marchantiaceae. The record is from the annotation of a GenBank genome assembly.